This is a messenger RNA of Musca domestica (house fly), 1450 nucleotides long. Its product is annotated as odorant receptor 46a-like. The record is from RefSeq and is a predicted model, not a curated record. Gene Ontology annotation, molecular function: olfactory receptor activity; odorant binding. NCBI's taxonomy places the organism in Eukaryota, Metazoa, Arthropoda, Insecta, Diptera, Muscidae. Gene Ontology annotation, cellular component: plasma membrane. The transcript is spliced from 3 exons. Bases 1 to 1173 code for a protein of 390 amino acids. Gene Ontology annotation, biological process: sensory perception of smell; detection of chemical stimulus involved in sensory perception of smell.
AUGAACUCCCGCGAACAUCGUGAGUUAUUGGAAAUAUUCUAUAAAAAACAAUCGUAUGUUUUUCGUCUGCUGGCUUUGUGGAAACUCCCAGAUACGGUUACGGAACGUUUUCGCCUGCUGCAUCGUUUCUAUUUCUAUUACAUACUCUUCUUUUGGGUGUUGUCCUUCGAUGCCAGCUGCAUGAUACAAUUUAUUGCCAACAUUACGGAUCUGAAUGAAGUUAUCAAGGUGUUUUUCAUUUUUGCCACCUCGUUGGCGGUGUUUGCGAAAUUUGCAACAAUUAAAUUGAAAAAUCAUCUCUAUGCUGAAUUGAUUGAGACCAUCCAUGAGCCAGCAUAUCGGCCGGUCAAUAGUCGAGAGGUGAAGAUUUUCCGUCAGACACAUCGUCUGUGUGGCACCGUUCGUAACUUUUAUUUGGUCAUAUCGUUGUGUGCCCUCAAUGUGGUAAUGCUGACUCAGUACAUCUUCGAUAAUUCCGAAUUACCCCUGUCGCUUUACAAUCCCAUCAAUAUUGACACCAAGCUACGUUAUCGUUUAAUGUAUCUGUAUCAGUAUGUUGCCGUAUCGAUUUGUUGUUACAUGAAUAUUGCCUUUGAUUCAAUUUCCGCUUCGUUUAUGAUCCAUAUCAAGGGUCAGUUGGAUAUACUUUGCGAUCGUUUGGAACAUUUGGGAAUGGAUCAGGAGAGCAGGGAUGAGGAUAUUACGAGGCAGUUGAAAAAUUGUGUAAAAUAUUAUGGAGAUAUCAUUCAUAUUGUUCGCAUAGCAGAGAAUUUAAUAAGUUUUCCAAUAUCCAUACAAAUUGCCUGUUCGGUGCUGGUGUUGGUAGCCAAUUUCUAUGCCAUGUCGUUUCUCUCCGAUCCCGGCGAUUAUGCCAAUUUCAUCAAAUUCCUCAUCUAUCAGCUGUGCAUGCUGUCGCAAAUUUACAUUCUCUGCUAUUUUCCCAGUGAGGUGACGGCUAAGAGUGAAGAAGUUCCCUACUAUUUGUACUGUUCGAAUUGGGUCUAUUGGAAUCGCAUGAAUCGUAAAUUGACGCUGUUGAUGAUGACCCGUUUCGAUAUACCAAUACGUAUUAGAUCGAUAAAUCCCACGUAUACAUUUAAUUUAGCGGCUUUUACUUCGAUUGUCAAUUCUUCUUACAGUUAUUUUGCUUUGCUGAAGAGGAUCAAUAGUUAAAUGGGAGGAGGGAAUGACGGAGUAUUCUUAUUUAAUAUUUUCUUAUUAAUAGGCGCAGCAGUCUUUUAUGCGCCUAAAAGUAUACUCAAUAUUUAAUAGAAACCAGUUUAAUGAAUAUCAAAAUGACGAUUGUAAUGAUCUUAAAAUCUAGUCAAAUAGUAAGAAUAGUAUUGGCAUUUUCACAGAUUACCUAGAUGAAUUCUGAGUCGCACUUUUGCCCUGAUAGAUGAUAAAUUUUGCGAUAUUUUUUGUUUUGUUUUUGAAUUCAUAAUAAACG